CUGUACUUCAGUGAUAAUGUUGGUCAAAGGGUCACCUUAAGGGGGCGGGGUUAGUUUUAUCACUGCUUCCCGGCGGGCGGUGCUAAAGAGCAACAACCUUACAUAACAUGUAACAGGAACAACACUGAUUGUUUUCACUUUACGGAUAAGUAGAAGUUAAAUUGUUACCUACGGGAGGUGUUGAAGGUUGAAACAAAGUGCCAGCUGUGUGUCGGUAUUAGUUUGUUCAUCAUAACUUUAUAUUAAAGGAGUUAAAGAUGGCUGCAGCUCUGGCCAACAGAGCGAUAGGAGCCAUCGUAGGAUCAACAGUUGCAGAUGCAGCAGCGCAGCCCCUCCACUGGGUGUACGACCUCCCAAAGCUGCAGGGGAUUCUGGCUAAGGAGCCAAACCCUGAGUUCCGCCCCGAGUCGGCCAAUCCUUUCUACAGGAGGCAGACGGGCCAGCAGAGCUGCUACGGAGACCAGGCCUUUGUCCUGCUGGAGUCCCUGUCUGAAUGUGGAGGUCUAAAUGUUGACGAUCUGAAGCAGCGCACACAGAAAUUCUUUGGGCCUGGAUCAGAGUAUGACACGCCUGUCAACGAUCCUUACAGAGAGAGAGGAGGACCAAGACCUCAGCUGCCCAUCGAGGGACCGUGGAGACACGCGAGUUUGAAGAGCUUCCUGAAGAAUGUGGAUGCAGGCAAAGAGGAGACUGGCUGUGAGGACGACUGUCAGAUUGAUGGAAUAGCCAAACUGGCUUUUUAUGCAGGGAAGCCUGAGAUGCUGGAAAAGGUUGAACAGGCAGUCCGUGUCACCCAGAACAACGACGCAUGUGUGGCAGAGACGCUAGCAGCUGCAAGGUUCCUGGAGCAUUUCAUCCUGAAUGGUCCGGAUCCAAAAGCCUUAGACUUGGUGCUCGGUCAGCUCAGUGACCCGAACAGGAAGCAGCCUCAGGAUCUGGACAAAGCCAUCAUCGGUCACAUUCAUCAGGUGAAGGAGAAUCUAUCAAAGACUCCUAAGGAGCUAAUCCCCGCUGUGUUUCCAAACACAUGAGGUUUGCCUGGUGCGUUCCAAGCAGCGCUGCAUGGAGUCCUGACGGCCAAGCACUAUGAGCAGGCCAUCAGAGAUACCAUGAGCUGCGGGGGGUGCACCUCGAGCAGAGGGUCCUUCAUCGGAGCCUGUCUUGGAGCUCAGGUUGGAUUUGAGGGAAUUCCAGCUUCCUGGACAUCCAAGACCAAUCGUUUCGACUCCGUGUUGGAGCAUGCCAAGAAGAUAACCAAACAACACCAAUAGUCUUUUUUUUACAAUCCGAGGUGGCUGAAAACAAAAUGAAAAACUGUUGAGCUUUCACAGAACAGUGAAUGAAGGUUCUUGCCUAAACUGUUGGACGGCAGGAGCCAGAUGGUUUUGUCUCUGUUAAAGUGAAACAUGUUGGUUCAGAUGUUCAGUAACUGAGUUUGUCUUCAAUAAAGUAAUUCUGAAAAGAA
Molecule: messenger RNA, 1465 nt
Organism: Sebastes umbrosus (honeycomb rockfish)
Lineage: Eukaryota; Metazoa; Chordata; Actinopteri; Perciformes; Sebastidae
Product: crystallin J1C-like
Source: RefSeq, a predicted model, not a curated record